AUGUUUAUAUGUAGAAUUUGUGAAAAACCAGUCUAAGCUACAUAAAUGGCAUAACAUUGUAUAAUGUGCGAAUAGCAAGCAGAAAGCAAAAAAAGAUUAUUAGAAUUAAAUUUGGAAUUAGCAAAUAUUUGUGAUUAAGCUUAUUAAGAAAAGAGGAAUGUACAAGUAAAGUUAGCAAUUAAAAAGUACUAUUAUUAUAAUUAUAUUAUAAGAUUGAGGAAUAAAACAAGAAAAAGAUAAUAUCAUAAUACUAUAUCUAUUUAUAGAAGAGUCUAGACUUUAGAUGAUUAAGAUGAAGAUGAAGAUAAUUAAAAUGAAUAUCAAUAAGAACUGAACAACAUAGUCAAUAUUAUGACAUAAAUUAUUAACUUUGCUGAAAAAACAUUAAAUAAUGCUGCUGAAGUUGAAGAUACUAAAUGUAAUAACUUUUCAUGAGCUUUAUUAAUAGAAACUUUAGUACUGUUAAAUGACAUUGUUAAUGCAAUUUAAUAUAUUGAAAGCCAAGAAACUUUGUAGAUUAUGAAUGCAACUCAUAAAUGUUUAUUAGAUAGACUUGAUUAUUAAAAAAAAAAAGAGAAUAUUAUCAAUAAUUCAAUUUAAGGAUCUCCUAAUCAAAAUUAAGAUAAUAUUAAUAAGAUUAAAAGAGCAUUUACUAAAUCUAAUUCAAUAUCUUUUAGAAUACCAAAAUUUUAGAAUUCUCCUUCUCCUUCUUAAAGAAUAUCUACAGAUCCUAUUUAAGAAGAAGAUGAUUCACCAUCAUCACCAUAAAUUUAAUCACCUUAAAAACUUACAUCUUAAAGAAAAACAUUUAAAAUGAAUUCUUCCAUUUUUAAAUUAAGUGAUGGAUCUGAAUCACCAAAAUCAAUUAAGUAAUCAUCUAUAUUAACUUAAAUGAAAACAAGUUAUUUUUGUUAAACGGAAAAUAAUUUAUAAAUUAAUUCUUCAAUUAAUGAUCUUAAAUUAGAAUAAGUGAAAAAAUAAUCAAAUAAUGAUAUCACUUAAUCAAAAGAAAAAAUUUAAAAUUCUUUAUAAAAACUAUCAUAAUUUAAAGCAUCUAUCCAACCACUUUUAAUGAAAAAUUUAAAAGAACAAAAUUUAGAAGAAAUUAAAGAAGAAAAAUCAAAAUAUCCAAAAACAUUUGAAAUUCAAAAAUAAUCUAUAAAAGAUAGUGAAAACUCAUCAAAUAUAUCUAGUAUGGAAUCUCCCAGUUCUAAUACAAAUAAUAAUGAAAUAAAUAAUUUAGCAUCUACUAAAAAAUAAAGAAAAAAGAAAAAAUUAAGCUUCUAAUCUUAAGAAAUUGAAAAAAUGCAAUUAGUUUCUAAAAAUUAACAAAGAAAAAGCAAAUUCUUUGAAAAUCAAAUAUGUAAAUCUCCUAUGGUUGUUUAAGAAAAUACAAUGGAUGAAAUUUUGGUAGAUAAAGGUUAUCAUUCUGAUUCCAACUUAGUUAAAACUGUUUCUCCUUAAUUAAAUGAAACUUUAAAAGUAGGAAUAAAAGAUUUUGAAUUCAUUAAAUUAUUAGGAAAAGGAGCUUAUGGAUGGGUGUUUUUAGUAAAGAAGAAAGGAUCAGGUGAUCUUUAUGCUUUGAAAAUAAUUGACUGUGCUUAAAGAGUAAUUUUUAAUAUUAUUAUAGAAUUUAGAAGCAUUUUUAGAAUAAUUAAAAGCUGAAAGAAACAUUUUCGAAAUUUUAAAUAGUAAUUUUGUUGUUAAAGCUUACUUUUCGUUUGUUCAUGAACAAUACCUUUGUUUUGUAUAAGAAUAUAUGAUGGGAGGAGAUUUAGCCAGUAUUUUAAAACAAUAUACGGUAGAUUCUAUAAUUAAUUCAAAUAGGCACUUGAUGAAUUUUAUGUUUAACAUUAUAUGGCUGAAAUCGUAUUGGCAUUAGAAUAUUUAAGAUAAUAACAUAUAGUACAUAGAGAUUUAAAACCAGAAAAUAUAUUAUUAGAUUGCUAAGGACAUUCUAAACUUGCUGAUUUUGGUUUAUCAGAAUAAGGAAUGAAUAGUAGAUUAAAAUUAAAAGAAAAAUUAAAUUCAUAAAAUUCUAUUGAAAUACCUACUUGUGUCGAACAAAUUAGUGAUCAAUAAGGUUAUUAGCCUAUUUAUAAAUAACUUAAAAAAGUAGAAUCAAUUUUAGUUGAGAAAUAAGGAAGUAAGACAAAAAAGUAUUUAAUUAAAUUCAAUAUAAAAGGAUUGUUGGAACUCCAGAUUAUAUUGCCCCUGAAAUUAUAUUAGGAACUUCAGUAAGCAAUUUUAGUUCAGAUUAUUGGAGUUUGGGUAUAAUAAUGUAUGAAUUACUUUGUGGUAUUACACCUUUUAAUGAUGAUACUGUUGAUAAAAUAUUUGAUAAUAUUUUGAAUAUGAGAAUUGAAUGGCCUUAAAUUGGAGAUGGAGAAGAUUGUAUUUCAGAAUAAGCAUAUGAUCUAAUAAUAAAAUUAUUGGAACCUGACUUUAAUAAGAGAAUAGGGCAUAAAUCUAUUGAAGAAAUAAAAAGUCAUAAAUUUUUUAAAGGUAUUACUAUAUUAUAAUUAUUAGGUAUUUAAUGGAACAAAUUAUUGAGUAAACCAGGAUUGAUUAUUCCGGAGUUGAAAUGUGAAUCAAAAGAUAAUGAAAAGAUGUAAUAGUUUUUAAAAAAGUUGGAGAAAACUAAUAAGGAUUAAGAAAAUUAAAAAUUAGCUUAAUAAUUGAAAGCCUAACUUUAAAAUUUAGAAAGAAUUGAUUUAUUAAAAUAAAGAAGCACAUAAGAAUCAGAUAAAUAUUUGUAUAACUAUUUAUUAAUUAGAUUGUAAGUGUAAAAUGAAUAGAAAAAAAUUUAACAUUAAAUUGAGUUACUUACACAACUUUAUGCCAAACUUUACUAAUGCUACUCAAAAAUGUAGUGA
This is a messenger RNA of Paramecium primaurelia, 2876 nucleotides long. NCBI's taxonomy places the organism in Eukaryota, Ciliophora, Oligohymenophorea, Peniculida, Parameciidae. The record is from the annotation of a GenBank genome assembly.